CGGGCACUGAUUUGCGGUGAGUAAUGUAAUGUGAUCCGUCUGUGCGCCGGGGAGGCUCUCGCUCUUCAGCAGUUUAAAGCCGCGGAGGAGUUGUCCUCUCCACUUAGUGCCGCUCCCAGCUCUGUCCAGCGAAGACAUGGACUCACACCUUCUGAACUUUCCUCUACUUCUGCUUCCUCUCUGUCUUCUCUUCGGACCCUCCGCCUCCUGUCCGAGCCGCUGCCUGUGCUUCCGAACUACAAUCCGAUGCAUGCACUUGAUGCUGGACCACAUCCCCAAGGUGCCACCGCAGACGACAAUCUUAGAUCUGAGAUUCAACAGAAUAAGAGAAAUAGCACCAGGAUCAUUUAAGAAACUAAAGAACUUGAACACAUUAUUACUGAAUAAUAAUCAGAUUAAAAGAAUUCCAAGAAAAGCAUUUGAUGACUUGGAAAGCCUGAAAUAUUUAUAUUUGUAUAAAAAUGAAAUUCAAGCAAUAGAUAAGCAGGCAUUUAAAGGCCUCGUGUCACUGGAACAGCUAUAUAUUCAUUUCAACCACAUAGAAACUGUAGAUCCAGAAACAUUUAGUGACCUGCCCAAGCUAGAAAGAUUAUUUCUUCAUAAUAAUAAACUCUCUAGGAUUCCAUCUGGCAGCUUUGAUCACCUGGAUUCCAUAAAAAGGCUACGCCUGGACUCUAAUGGACUGAUCUGUGACUGUGAAUUAAUUUGGCUGGCUGAACUUAUGACAGAAUAUGCUAAGAAUGGCAACACACAGGCAGCUGCUACCUGUGAACAUCCCAAGAGACUACAGGGCAGGUCGGUUGCCACUGUAACAAAGGAAGAGUUCAAUUGCAAAAAACCUCGUAUCACUUCAGAGCCUCAGGAUGCAGAUGUUACAUUUGGAAAUACAGUGUACUUCACAUGCAAAGCUGAGGGCAAUCCUAAACCAGAAAUAACCUGGCUUCAUAAUAACAAUGAAAUUGACAUGAGAGAUGACAUCCGAUUCAACUUACUGGAAGAUGGGACACUAAUGAUCCAAAAUAUCAGGGAGUCUGAUGGGGGCACUUACCAGUGUAUGGCCAGAAAUGUGGCAGGUGAGACCAAAACACAGGAGGUCUUACUGAGAUAUUCUGGAACACCAACUAAGCCCAGCUUUGUGAUCCAACCACAAAACACUGAAGUUCUGCUUGGUUCCAGCAUUACUCUGGAAUGUAGUGCUACUGGACACCCUCAGCCAAAAAUCACUUGGACAAAGGAAAAUGAGAAUUUUCUUUCCAAUACCUCACAGUAUAUUAUCACUGCUUCAGGUGGGCUCUUCAUUCAGAAUGUUACUUUGGAUGACCAGGGGCAGUUUACUUGCCAUGCCAGUAAUGAUCAGGACUCCAUUCAAGCAACAGCACACCUCCUCAUUCAAGCCCCUCCUAGGUUUACUGUGGCUCCCACAGAUCAACUUGUUGUGGAAGGUCAGACGGUUGACUUUGAAUGUGCUGCUGUAGGAAACCCAAAUCCUGUAAUUGCCUGGACCAAAGCAGGUGGUCGUCUUCCCAAUGACAGAAGACACACAAUGUUAUCAUCAGGUACUCUGAGAAUUCUUCAUGUCGCUCUACAUGACCAGGGCCAAUAUGAAUGUCAAGCUGUAAGUGUAGUUGGAGUGAGAAGACUCUCAGUGCAUUUAUCAGUUCAGACCAAAGUUUUACCACAGUUUACAAAUGAACCUCAGGAUGUUGUGUCUGAAGUUGGCCAAGAUGUGCAGAUACCAUGCAGUGCUCAAGGGGAACCUCAUCCUGUUAUUACAUGGAUGAAGGAGGGUGUUCAAAUUACAGAAAGUGGAAAAUUCCAGCUGAGCCCGGAAGGAUCUUUAACCAUCCAGGAUGUUGGUCAAGCAGAUGGAGGCAAAUAUGAAUGUGUGGCUCGAAAUGCUAUUGGUCAGUCAGUGUCAGCUAUGGUUCUUAAAGUUAUUGUUCCAGAUGGAAGGAGAGUAGGAGACACAUUUGUUGAGCCAUCGCUUCAUGACGCAACAAAAAUGGUUGACAGUGCAAUCAAUUCUACCCAAAGAGACUUAUUUAACAAACGUCCUCGGACACCAAAUGACCUGCUUGCUUUGUUUCGCUACCCCCGGGAUCCCUUCACCAUUGAGACAGCGAGGGCAGGAGAGAUCUUUGAACAAACCCUCCAUUUGAUCCAAGAACACGUUAAACAAGGAUUAACAGUCGAUUUCAAUGACACAGAAUUUCGCUACAAUGAUCUGGUCUCCCCCCACUAUCUAGACCUCAUUGCAAACCUCUCUGGGUGUACAGCCCAUCGACGUGCGCCAAAUUGCUCUGAUAUUUGUUUCCAUCAGAAGUACAGAACCCAUGAUGGCACAUGUAACAAUCUUCAGCAUCCCAUGUGGGGCUCUUCUCUUACUGCUUUUGAACGAAUCCUGAAACCUGUGUAUGAAAAUGGUUUCAGUCUGCCUAGAGGAGUAAACCAUGACACUGUGUACAAUGGGCAUCACUUACCAAUGCCACGAAUGAUCUCUACAGUAAUGAUUGGCACAGAGACAAUUACACCAGAUGACCGUUUUACACAUAUGUUAAUGCAGUGGGGGCAGUUUUUGGACCAUGAUCUUGAUCAAACUGUUGCCGCUCUAAGUAUGUCCAGGUUUUCAGAUGGCCAGCCAUGUAGCACUUUAUGUACCAAUGAUCCUCCUUGUUUUCCAAUCAUGAUCCCUGAAAAUGAUCCUCGUGUAAGGAAAUCCAAAUGCAUGUUUUUUGUUCGUUCCAGUCCUGUCUGUGGCAGUGGAAUGACCUCUGUCCUUAUGAACUCUGUGUACGCCAGAGAACAAAUUAACCACUUGACCUCCUAUAUUGAUGCAUCAAAUGUUUAUGGGAGCAGUGUACAUGAAUCACAACAGUUGCGUGACUUCUCAAAUCAAAAUGGCUUCCUAAAGCAGGGCUUGAAAGUAGAGCACUCUGGAAAACAUUUGUUGCCCUUUGCCACUGGACCACCAACUGAAUGCAUGAGAGAUGAAAACGAAAGCCCUAUCCCUUGUUUCUUAGCUGGGGAUCACAGAGCUAAUGAACAGCUAGGCUUAACUGCUAUGCAUACAUUAUGGCUGAGAGAGCACAACCAUAUUGCAUCUGAACUCUUAAAACUCAAUCCCCACUGGGAUGGGGAAAUGGUUUAUCAUGAAGCUAGAAAGAUCGUGGGAGCCCAAAUGCAACAUAUAACUUACCAGCACUGGCUACCGAAAAUCAUUGGGGAGGAAGGUAUGAGACUCAUGGGAGAAUACAAAUCGUACAACCCAAAUGUGAAUGGAGGAAUUCUGAAUGCAUUUGCUACUGCUGCUUUUAGAUUUGGCCACACAUUGAUAAACCCGAUUCUUUAUCGCUUAAAUGAAACGUUUCAUGAAAUAUCACAGGGUCACCUACCUUUGCACAAGGCUUUUUUUUCACCUUUUCGGAUUGUUCAGGAAGGUGGUAUUGAUCCACUACUACGUGGCCUUUUUGGGGUUGCUGGAAAAAUGCGAAAUCCUUCUCAGCUUCUGAAUUUAGAAUUGACAGAAAGGCUUUUUUCCAUGGCCCAUUCUGUAGCACUAGACUUGGCAGCCAUGAACAUCCAGAGGGGUCGUGAUCAUGGUAUCCCAUCUUAUAAGGACUACCGAGUCUUCUGCAAUCUCUCUGCUGUACAGACAUUUGAAGACUUAAAGAAUGAAAUUAAAAGCCCUGACAUUAGAGAAAAGUUGAAACAACUAUAUGGCACGCCACUGAAUAUUGACCUUUGGCCUGCAAUAAUGGUUGAAGAUAUCAUUCCUGGAACAAGAGUGGGUCCAACUCUUAUGUGCCUGUUUAUUACACAGUUUCAGCGCCUACGAGAUGGAGACAGGUUCUGGUAUGAAAACCCUGGAGUGUUUUCCCCUGCGCAGCUCACACAGCUUAAACAGGCUUCCCUGGCUCGCGUUCUUUGUGACAAUGGAGAUAAUAUCAAACAGGUCCAGCCAGAUGUCUUUCUAAAAGCAGAAUACCCUCAAGGGUAUGUGAACUGUGAAGAGAUCCCUAGGAUUGAUCUAAGAAUGUGGCAGGACUGUUGUGAUGACUGCAAGACUCGGGGACAAUUCAAUGCACUUUCCCAGCACUUCCACAGUAAACGCUCAGUAGAUUUCAGUUUUUACACAGUACAACAAGAGAGAGAAAAAAUGGAUAUAGAAAACACUAAAAUGUUAAAAAAGAAUGUGAAAAUAAGGAACAAUCUUACUAAUUAUGUCACAGAAAACCAGUUUGAUUCAGCUGGAAAUUUCUAUAGCUUUGUAAGUGAAGUUGAAAAGACUAUUUCAUCCUUAAGGAAAAAGAUAAAUCAGCUUGAGUCCAUGGUGUUGAAAAAGGGCUGUUUUGAUGAAAAUGGAGUAAACAAGGAGGAAGGUGAACAAUGGAAAAGAGAAUUAUGUAGUCACUGCCUCUGUAAGAAUGGCCAGAUUACAUGUUAUGUGGAAACCUGUCCUCCUACAAAAUGCCUCAAACAAGCCAAACCAACAGAUCAGUGUUGCCCUGUUUGCAGAGAAGAUAUCAGUGAAGGAUCUCCUUCAGCCAUCGAGUUGUAAGGCAGCUGUUUUGCCUCAACAUGCAUUGUCUACUGAUGUUCACAAGACACUUUAAAUGGUUUAAUAGUAACGAAUUCAAUCUUUCACCUCUCUUCUGGUUUAACUGCCAUUUUUUGGAAUCAUCCAGGUUGCAGAGUUGUUCCCCAAAUCUUUGAGGUUGAUAAACUUUUUAUUACUGGCUGCCAAGCUCCUGUAGCUACCUUUUAUAACACACAACAGGGACAGUGACUUUAUUCUGAAUUUGGGUCACAAAAGUAAUAAAUUCAAUACCAAAUGCAACAUUGAAAUCCAGAUGCACAUUUAAAACUGCACUAUUAUCUCGGUUCUUAUACAAAUAUGUAUUUUUUUACUUUUAAUGGAGUGCUUGAUGAGAACUCUGACAUCUUUUGAAUAGUUGUAAUUUUCUUUUCUUUAUAUGUCAAUGUAUUUUUUCGUGUCUAUAAAAAUCAUUAUAUUUCCAGAAUGCAGGAUUAUAAACAUUUAUAAGCACUCAGGAUUUAAGUAUCUAUUUUAUUACAUAAAAAUGGGAACAGAAACGACUUUGAGAUUGUUUGUAUAAUAUUUUUUUCAAUAUGGUGCAAAUGUUUUCUACUGAAAGAUAUUAUAGUGUAUAUUCCAUAAAUGACUUACGCCUCAUGAUUAAAAUGAACAGCAUAUUAGAAGGUGAGCUGUGAACUCCAUAUAUAACAUAGUGAUGCUGGGAAAGUUGCAAACAUACAAAAAUCGGUUUGUUUUUUUUCUCUAAAUGUACGACUCUUAUGGUAACCAUCUUUCCAAAUGGACUUGAAUUCCUUUAAUAUAUGGUACAGAAGCAGACAGAUCACAAUUAUUUCUUAGAGGAACACAAUAUGUCAGUAAUAAAAUUUAAAUGUGCAGAGUUAUGGGUUCUAAGCCAGACAUGGAAUAUGGAAGCAUGCUACCUCCUAGACCAGAUUAAUUCACUGCGAGUCUUUGCAUAGGUUAUUCUAUACUCCACAUUGGAAAUAGGGUAUUUUUUAAAAGGUGACAUUUGUAUCCCUAAUUUCCAGCUAUGUUUUAUUUAAAUUGAGCCCCCCAAGCAUUUGCAAAGUAAAUUGAUGUGGACCAGUUUGUAAACGUUAACACAUGCAAUGCUAUUGAUAAAAAUGACUGCAUUGUCAACUGUAAGUAACUAAUACUGAAAUCAAAAUGCCUUUAUACCAAACAGUUAGCUUUAAAGGUUCUGUGGGUUGAAUAAGUUUAACCAUUAAGAUCAAAAAAGUUCAGAGAUGAGAACAAAUUAUUCAUUCCAUCUACCUCACUCCCCUCUACUUAUACUGAAAAAAAUGGGAUGAAGCACGUCAUUUACUGGUCAUUUGUAUGCUAAUUCGAAAUCAUUCUCAUAAUGCAAGUUUUAAAAUGUAAGAAAAGAAUCAGAAUGGUACAUAAAGACAGUUAACUAAACUAAUUAAACAUCUGCAUAUAAAACAGAUCCAUUUCAGCACUACAGAGCAAUAUCAAAUACAUAAAGUUUCAGUGACUAGGCCCAAGGCAAAGGCUGUUACUCUAAUUAUAGGUUGCAUGCCAUUACUCACAAAAUGAAGUCCAAAACCAAGACAUACUGUAUGGUAACUUAGGUGACAUUCCUGAUAUUUGACAGCCCUAAAAAUUCUAACAAACUUGAGGCACUAGAUUUUUAUUGCAGAAUAGAAUUUCUAUUAAGACAGAAGCCUUAGAAGAUACCACGGGUAUUUGCGGCAAAGAUUUAGGUGUGCUGAAUCCAUUUCUGAAAUUGAAAUUUCUCUACCGCAAACAACUUCCACAAGAUGGUGGAUUUAAUGAAAAACACCAUUUAAAAAGUUGAUUUUUUUUUUUUAAGUAAGUUACUUAUGCCAUAAGACAAAUGAAUAUUUCAUGUUAAGAAUAUUAUAUUUUGAGCUGCCGAAAUGUCAGUCUUCCCCAUUCUUAAUGUUAGUUGAGAUGGAAAUGACUCAAAUCAAAUAUUUUACGCAAAUUUUUCCUCUUAAUCAAUAUUUUUUCUCUCUUCUUAUGUCUUCAAAGUAGCAAUAAAUUUAUAUUUAGAAUGUUAGAAAGAUACAUUUUCAUUGCCCAAAAAAGCAAAAGUUGUUGUUUAAAUAGUUUUUACAGAAAUAUGCAUGGUCAGGUGGAAGCAUUCAUUGCCUUGACCAGAUAACAGUUGGAUACAAAGCCUUCUUUUACUGAGACAACAAAAGUUCUUGGUUUUA
Molecule: messenger RNA, 6762 nt
Organism: Erpetoichthys calabaricus (reedfish)
Lineage: Eukaryota; Metazoa; Chordata; Cladistia; Polypteriformes; Polypteridae
Product: peroxidasin homolog
Exons: 23
Coding region: 137-4558 (1473 amino acids)
Biological process (GO): response to oxidative stress
Molecular function (GO): peroxidase activity; protein binding; heme binding
Source: RefSeq, a predicted model, not a curated record